UCUCCUCUCAUCUCCUGAUGAUGAUUAUUAGGACACUUUCUCUAUUCACUGUCCUCUCCGCUGUCUGCUGUUACGCAGAGGAGGUGAGGAGUAAAAGUAAAGUUUGUGCCAAUGUGUUCUGUGGAGCUGGGAGAGAAUGUGCUGUGACAGACAAAGGAGAACCAACCUGUCUGUGUAUCGAGCAAUGUAAACCCCAUAAGCGUCCAGUUUGUGGCAGUAAUGGGAAGACGUACCGUAAUCACUGUGACCUGCAUCGUGAUGCCUGUCUCACCGGACUCAAAGUGCAGGUCGCCCAUGAUGGACAUUGUGUAGAGAAAAAAAUGGAAAAAAUCGCCAACACCCCAAUUGUUUGCUACCUUACGGACCGUAAUGACUUGAGGAGGCAUGUGAUUGAAUGGCUGCAGUCUGAGGUGGAGCCUGACGGCUGGUUUUCUAAAGGAUCAAAUUUCUCAGAUGUCCUGCUCAAAUACUUCCAGAACUAUGAUAAUGGAGACGCUCAACUGGAUUCAACAGAAUUCUCGAAGUUCAUUCAGCAUAAUGAGACUGCAAUAAAUGUCACGUCUCCUUAUGCUGAAGAGGAGAACAACCGCUUACUCAGGAGUCUGUGUGUAGAUGCCCUCAUUGAGCUGUCUGAUGAGAAUGCUGACUGGAAACUGAGCUUUGAUGAGUUCCUCAACUGCCUCAGGCCUGGAUUCAACCCUCCAGAGAAGAAGUGUGCCUUAGAAGACGAGACAUAUGAGGAUGGUGCUGAGACUCAGAUGGAAUGUAACCGCUGUGUUUGUGCCUGCGGGAACUGGGUCUGCACUGCUGUUAUAUGUGAUGAUUCAAAUAAGUUACCUGAGCUUGAGAAACUGGAGGGAAAUUAUCAGGAGAUGACAGAGGAGGAGUGGACUCGGCGAGUGGCCGUACUCAAUAAACAUCAGGAAACUAUGGAGAAGAUGAAAUUGGCCAAGAGGUCUGAGGAGUAAUUCAGAAGGAGGGAUGAACUUUUGCCCAGAUUUCAGCUUUCAGUCAGUCAGGAAAGAUAAAGUUUAAUUUGUUUAGUUUAUUAUAAUAAUUAUUGACGUAUUCAAAGGUGUGUUCUCUUCUGUUAUAGUCUUUUUUUUUUAU
Molecule: messenger RNA, 1110 nt
Organism: Sinocyclocheilus rhinocerous
Lineage: Eukaryota; Metazoa; Chordata; Actinopteri; Cypriniformes; Cyprinidae
Product: follistatin-related protein 1-like
Exons: 11
Coding region: 18-968 (316 amino acids)
Biological process (GO): multicellular organism development; cell differentiation; regulation of BMP signaling pathway
Cellular component (GO): extracellular region
Molecular function (GO): protein binding; calcium ion binding
Source: RefSeq, a predicted model, not a curated record